This is a messenger RNA of Protopolystoma xenopodis, 297 nucleotides long. The record is from the annotation of a GenBank genome assembly. NCBI's taxonomy places the organism in Eukaryota, Metazoa, Platyhelminthes, Monogenea, Polystomatidea, Polystomatidae.
AUGCCAUUCUCCUCUUCACCAGAUCCCAUUCUGGUCUGUGAAAGAGGCCCACACGAGCCUCGGCACCUCGAGACAGGCAUCCGGUUGCCUGACAAGCGCUAUCUUCUCUUAAAACCAGCCUCCCUCCCCCCGUCAGGCUGCCCCAAUUCCGCCCCACUUCUACUCAGCUCAGCCCCUCCUCCUUCUCCGUUCUCCGGUACAUCUUCUCCCCUCCCCUCCCCCACCCUCCGAUUGCUUAGACAGACUCAUUUGCCUGCCAAUAGCGAAUUGUUCACAUCUCCCUCGUACUCCAAAUGA